Molecule: messenger RNA, 1026 nt
Organism: Didymodactylos carnosus
Lineage: Eukaryota; Metazoa; Rotifera; Eurotatoria; Philodinida; Philodinidae
Source: the annotation of a GenBank genome assembly
AUGGCAAGACAAUCGGUGAAAGGAACUGAUCGACCACGAGCUCAGUGGUAUUGGAACUCGAGUUACGAUCCAUGGUUAAGAAGUGGAAAAGAAGAAUGGACAAAAUAUUCUGAUAUCGAAUCCGAGAUUAUCGAAGAAGCAUUUAAUGGCAAAAGUAAAACAGAACUAGCUGAACUAGAUAAUUAUUGGCUCAAUCUCAAGGAUUCCGUUCAAAUCAGUAAAUUAGAUCAGAAUAAACAACGGCCAAUAAAAAGAGUGCUAAUUAAGAGAAAUGAAAAUGAAGGUUUAAGAGAACAAAGAUUCUUUCUUCCACAACCACUGAAACCAUUCAGUCACGGUCGCGCCAUCGCUGCUUAUACUUUUCUUUCACAGUGGAAGAGAGGUAAGCAAUUUUCUGAUGCUGAGAUAGUAGAGCAAGCAGCGCUUGGAAUAAUUCUCGAAGGAAAGCAACUCGACCAACACCGUGAAUCACAAUGGAUAGCUGCAAAAUUAACAGCCGUGAAAAACCAAAAAAGAGAAGAAAUUUAUAACUGCUGCAUUAUGCUAUACACAAUGGAAUGCUUCCUAUACAAGCUAAUAAACAAAGCGUUGAGAGAAAACCAUCCAAGCAAAGUAAACACUCUGGGCCCAUUCUGCUACAUUUUAUUUAGAAGCUGGUACGCAGAUACGAACGACUAUCACAAGGAACUCUAUCGCGGUGUGAACAUCGAUAAGAACAUGGUUAAAUCAUACGACGAAGCGACGGGCGAGAUGAGAUAUUGGGAAAGUUUCACCUCAACGAGCAAAAGCCGUAAAAAGGCCGAAAGCUUCGGCAAUACCCUCUUCACUAUAGAUACAACCGACAACAGUGGCAUUGACAUAACACUAACUUCUAAGUACCCCGACGAAGAAGAAGUCUUACUUCCACCCGCAACAAGAUUUCAAAUAAUCAACGUAAAAUCUGAUCCAGAAACAGGAAAAACCUAUAUUGAUUUAAAACUCCAAUCUGGUCUUGGUUAUCUUCAGCACCCUUCAGCAGCUGCAUGA